AUGGCGCAAAUAGACGAGAAGGUCAAGAGCUUGAUCGAGAAGAGCUACCCACAGGCAAAAGACGCAAGUGAAGAUCCAGCUAAACUGUCUUCUGCCAUCUUCUCGUCAGUAGAGUACUCGUCUGCUGAGAAGGCCGAGAUCGAACAAUGGCUCAUCACUUCUUCCCACAUCGCUGAUUCGAGCCAAGACAGCGCGAAGACUGCCGAACGACUAUCUCACCUGAACACUCACCUCUCCUCCAAGACAACCCUCCUCGGCGCAAAGCCCAGCGUUGCAGAUGUUGCCCUCUACGCUCGCCUUGCGCCUGUUGUGAAGAGCUGGACACAUGAGCAGCGGACUGGAGAGCAGGGAUACCACCACAUCGUCCGAUAUCUCGACUUCGUCCAGAACGCACCACUCUUCGACCUCAAGCUCUCAGACAGCGACAAGGUCGACAUCGACCCAAGCAACGUAGCUGCGAAGAUCAAGCCAAUCGAUGCCAAGGCUGAGAAGGAGCGCAAGAAGAAGGAGAAGGCAGCGGCGGCGGCGGCGGCAGCGGGUGCAGACAAUGCGGCGGCAGCAGGAGGCACAGUCACAACAGCAGCCAGCGAAGAUGUGAAGAAGGCUGAGAACAACAAGCCGAAGAAGGAGAAGGCAAAGGACGCAGGUGAUGCAGUAGCAGCUGCAGUCGGCUCAGCAGUACCCACAGAAAAGAAGGAGAAGCCCAAGAAAGAGAAGCAACCCAAACCACCAAAGAACGCGCCAGCACCAGACAAGCCCUUCUCCCCAUCCCUCAUCGAUCUCCGAGUCGGCCACAUCCUGAAAGCAGAGAAGCACCCCAACGCCGACUCUCUUUACGUCUCAACCAUUGCCUGCGGCGACGAACCAGGAACCGACAACACAUCCGAGUACGAAGGCAAGGUCGUCAGAACCGUAUGCUCAGGCCUAGCAGGCCUCGUGCCCCUCGAGGAGAUGCAAGGCCGCAAGAUCGUGGCUGUCUGCAACCUCAAGCCCGUCACUAUGCGAGGCAUCAAGUCCGCAGCUAUGGUUCUGGCCGCAUCGCCACGUCUGGCGGAAGGAGAAGUCGACAACCAUGCCGGUCCUGUCGAGCUCGUGAACCCACCCGCGGAUGCUGAGGCUGGUGAGAGGGUGUACUUUGAAGGCUUUGAGGGUGAGCCGGAUGCGGUGCUGAACCCGAAGAAGAAGGUCUGGGAGGAUAAUCAGGUGGGAUUCACAACGACUGCGGACAAGGUUGUGGCGUUUGAGCCGACCAAGGUGGAGAAGUUGAAGGAUAGUGGGAAGACGGAGGUUGCACAGUUGAGGACGAAGCAAGGUACGUGCAGUGUCAAGACUUUGACUGGUGCUACCGUGCGGUAA
Molecule: messenger RNA, 1356 nt
Organism: Fulvia fulva
Lineage: Eukaryota; Fungi; Ascomycota; Dothideomycetes; Mycosphaerellales; Mycosphaerellaceae
Product: tRNA-aminoacylation cofactor
Exons: 2
Coding region: 1-1356 (451 amino acids)
Cellular component (GO): methionyl glutamyl tRNA synthetase complex
Molecular function (GO): tRNA binding
Source: RefSeq, a predicted model, not a curated record